UUGACGAGAGAGAGAGAGAGAGAAAGUAAACGGGAAAAGACAAAGUAAACAUUUCAAGGAGACAGCUGAAGGCCAUUUCUGAUUUCAAGUUCCUCGGAGCUUUCUAAAGAAACUGCUGCCUUUUAAAUUGAUUUUGGAUUUUCGCAAUUUUUUUUUCAUACUUUUUUCCAAUCUGUUUUCCCUCUUUUUGGUUUGAUGCUGCUGCGGAAGUUCAUCAAACACUGCGAAAAAGGAGAUUGAAUUCAGCAUGAUUUGGAUUCCUUGUUCUGGAAAUUCAAACAGGAAACUCAAGUCUAAGAAAUUGAAGAAGUUGGAAUCUCAGAAGACUCGAGUUGAUCCGAUCAACGGGAAACUAAAGACAAGUUCCUCUUUCAGUGAAACUUCCAAAGGUGGAGGAUCUGAUCCUAUCAAGGCACAGAUAUUUUCCUUCCGGGAGUUGGCAGCUGCUACCAGGAAUUUUAGGGCAGACUGUCUUUUGGGAGAAGGAGGUUUUGGUAGAGUUUACAAAGGAAAAUUGGAAAGCAUCAAUCAGGCCGUGGCAAUCAAACAACUUGAUCGCAAUGGAUUACAAGGGAACAGAGAGUUUCUUGUUGAAGUGUUGAUGUUAAGCCUACUUCAUCACCCAAAUCUAGUUAAUCUGAUUGGUUAUUGUGCCGAUGGAGAUCAAAGGCUUCUGAUAUAUGAAUAUAUGCCUCUAGGAUCUUUAGAUGACCAUUUACAUGACAUUUCACCUGGUACAAAAGUUCUAGAUUGGAAUACAAGAAUGAAAAUAGCUGCUGGGGCAGCACGAGGAUUGGAAUAUUUGCAUGACAAAGCUAGCCCGCCGGUUAUUUAUCGAGAUUUAAAAAGUUCCAACAUUCUGCUUGAUAAAGGUUAUCAUCCCAAACUGUCUGAUUUUGGAUUGGCCAAACUUGGGCCUGUUGGGGAUAAUACACAUGUAUCUACCAGAGUUAUGGGUACUUACGGAUAUUGCGCUCCCGAAUAUGCAAUGACCGGUCAGUUAACUCUCAAAUCAGAUGUUUAUAGCUUUGGCGUUGUCCUUCUAGAAAUCAUAACAGGCAGGAAAGCAAUUGAUGAUUCAAGAGCUGCAGGGGAGCAGAAUCUUGUUUCUUGGGCAAGACCAUUAUUUAAAGACCGUCUGAGAUUUGCUCGAAUGGCAGAUCCAAUGCUUAGAGGCCAAUACCCUUCAAGGGGUUUAUACCAGGCUCUUGCAAUUGCAGCAAUGUGUGUUCAAGAGCAGCCAAAUAUGCGACCUGUGAUUGCCGACGUCGUCACAGCUUUAUCUUAUCUUGCGUCUCAGAGAUAUGACCCUGGUACGAACAUACCCCACGACUCCCCUGGAUCUACCUGUACUCCUCCAAGAACCAACAGAGAUUCUGAUAGGAAGCUUAAUGGGGGUAGAAGAUACGACAGAAAUCCAACUAAACGACUAUAAUGAUGCUCAUCUUCGCUCUGUGACAAGCUUUCCAGCCAUACCCGUUGGAUAUACUACAACGAGGAGUACCGAAGGUGAUUCAAAAGCUCGAUUGAAUGCACUGGAUGGUGCCUGCUCGAUUAUUUACACAAACAUCAUCAAGUCAGGUGCAUUUCUAUGCUCCAUUUUGCAUUUGUUUAUAGAAUAUAGAUAGAGUAUAUAUAUUUUUACUUGGUUUUUGUAAGAAAAAUGUGGAUUGUUAUAUAUAUAAAUUCUUCCCUUCGAUAUUAAGUUAGGUAUAAUUACUUGAUAAAUGGACCGAAUUCACGAUGCGUGGUUUUUUUUUUUUUUUUUUUUUUUUUUUUUUUUCCUUCUUUAAUUGAAGAGUUAUUUUGUGUAUUGGUACGAGAGAUCUGUAAAAGUGAAGUGUUGAACUAAAACAAAAUUACGUAUUGGGCUGGUUUAUAUGGUUUGGUGCUUUA
This is a messenger RNA of Benincasa hispida (wax gourd), 1896 nucleotides long. RefSeq names its product putative serine/threonine-protein kinase PBL7. The record is from RefSeq and is a predicted model, not a curated record. Gene Ontology annotation, molecular function: protein kinase activity; ATP binding. Gene Ontology annotation, biological process: protein phosphorylation. Lineage: Eukaryota; Viridiplantae; Streptophyta; Magnoliopsida; Cucurbitales; Cucurbitaceae.